AUGUCGGAAGUCGACCGCAACGAAGACAACUCGCACUACGUCGACAGCUACGACCGCGACCACGAUCGCGACGCCAUGACGCAGGAUCGAGCUCGUUCUCGCUCGCCUGUCGCUGGCGCUGCUCCUUCUUCCGACCGACGCGACCGUGAUCGAUCGGAUCGCUCCGACCGUCCUCGCAACUUUCACGAUCGUGCCGUGGCAUCGCAACACGCCGCCACCGAAGCUUCAAGAAAGAGUCAGAAGGACUGCAGGGUCUACGUUGGGAACCUCAGCUACGGUGUCAAGUGGAACACGCUCAAGGACUUUAUGAGGGAGGCUGGCAAUGUCGUCUUCUCGGAAGUGCUCACUCUUCCCAACGGAAGCUCCAAGGGCUGCGGCAUCGUCGAGUACAGCUCUCCCGAAGAGGCACAGAGGGCUAUCAGCUCGAUGACCAACAAGCAGCUCGAAGGCCGUCAAGUGUUUGUCCGAGAGGACCGCGAAGACGAAGUGAAAUAUGGCAGCACGCCUGGUGCGCCCCCUCGCGGUGGUGGCCGUGGUGGCUUUGGUGCAAUGGGCGGUCGAGGAGGCUACGGCCCUCCCGGCCGCGGUGGCUUCUUCGGCGGCCCUCCUCCGCCCCCCUAUGGCGGAUUUGCCGGUGGCGCACCCACACAACUCUUCGUCACCAACCUGCCCUACGAUGUCAGCUGGCAAGAUCUCAAGGACCUCUUCCGAUCGGCGGGCAAUGUCAGUCGCGCCGACGUCAACAUGGGACCCGACGGCCGCUCCAAGGGAACCGGUAUUGUUGCAUUCGCCAACUCGAACGACGCAUCUAACGCCAUCGCCAUGUACCACGGGUACGACUUCCGCGGGCGCAUGCUCGAGGUGAGGCUGGACAAGUUCGCCGGUGCUCCCCCCAUGGACCCCUACGGUCGAGGCGGCUACGGACCCCCUCCUCGUGGUGGACGUGGUGGCUUCGGUGGUGGAUUCGGUGGUCGCGGUGGGUUUGGUGGCCGAGGUGGCUACGGCGGUGGAUAUGGUGACCCGUACGGUGGUGGCUAUGGAGGUGACCCCUACGGUGGUGGCUACGGUGGUGGAUACGGUGGAGGCUACGGCGACCGACCCGCACCCGCAGCGUACGGCGGGCGACCCACGGGACCUGCAGCAGCCUCUCGCCCCGCCGCACCACCGGCCCCGCCCUCGCAACAGAUCUUUGUCAGGAACCUGCCUUGGUCGACGUCGAACGAGGACCUGGUGGAGCUGUUCCAGACCACAGGCAAGGUAGACGAGGCCGAAAUCGUGUUUGAAGGCGGCAGGAGCAAGGGCGUCGGUAUCGUGCAGUUCGCGACCGUCGAAGAUGCCGAGACGGCCAUUGCCAAGUUCAACAACUACGUCUACGGUGGUAGGCCGCUGGACAUUGAGUUCAACCGCCGCUGGAACAACUUCCGCCAGGGCGGUGGUGGCGGUGGAGGCAGUGGAGGAAGCGUCAACGGUGGCAACGACGGCGAUGUGGCAAUUGCCGAGGCUUCGACGCAGGACUACCAGGACAACGGUGAUGCUGGCGAUGCGCCAGUCCCCAUGCAGGGUGAGACAGCGUGA
Molecule: messenger RNA, 1575 nt
Organism: Kalmanozyma brasiliensis GHG001
Lineage: Eukaryota; Fungi; Basidiomycota; Ustilaginomycetes; Ustilaginales
Product: RNA recognition motif domain protein
Exons: 5
Coding region: 1-1575 (524 amino acids)
Cellular component (GO): cytoplasm; nucleus
Molecular function (GO): mRNA binding
Source: RefSeq, a predicted model, not a curated record